GAUUGUGCAGGUUGCCGCGACCAGGCGGAGCGGGACGGGAUUUGUCCCCCCUCCUCUUCUCCUCCCCAUCUUUGCCCAUUUGCUGGCUGUGAGCGGGGCUGGCUGCCUCUCCAGCUGCCUCCCUUUCGGUCGCCUUUGUUUUUCCCCGGAUUCUUCUCUUGUGCAACAGGGGGGCGAGGCUGCCCUCUUCUUCUCCUCCUCCCCGGCAUUUCAGCCCCGACGGAACCCAUGAAGUCGCUGCGGGUCCGCAGGGCAUCGCCACCCUCGUGGGGUUCGGGGACCCCCGGGCUCCUCGCCCCACACUGAGCAGCCCGUGGCCGCGUCCCGGGACGCCCCAUGGCACCGCCGCGAUGUUGGCGUCCGGAGCCCUGGAUUUCCAGAAGACGCGCUACGCCAGGUUCAUGAACCACCGUGUCCCCUCCAACCGCAGGUACCAGCCCACGGAUUACGAGCAUGCGGCCAACUGUGCCACACACGCGUUCUGGAUCCUGCCCAGCAUCCUCGGCAGCUCCAUCCUCUACAUCCUCUCCGAUGACCGGUGGGAGACCAUCUCAGCCUGGAUCUAUGGCUUUGGCUUGUCCAGCCUCUUCAUCGUCUCCACCAUCUUCCACACCAUCUCCUGGAAGAAGAGGCAUCUCAGGACCGUGGAGCACUGCUUGCACAUGUUCGACAGGAUGGUGAUCUACUUCUUCAUUGCAGCAUCGUAUGCUCCAUGGCUGAACCUAAGGGAGCUGGGGCCCUGGGCCUCCCACAUGCGCUGGAUCAUCUGGAUCAUGGCAUCUGUCGGCACCGUCUAUGUGUUCUUCUUCCACGAGAGGUACAAGCUGGUGGAGCUGGUGUGCUACGUGAUCAUGGGCUUCUUCCCCGCCUUGGUCAUCCUCUCCAUGCCCAACAGGGAUGGCCUCCCAGAGCUGGUGGCCGGCGGGAUUUUCUACUGCCUGGGCAUGAUCUUCUUCAAAAGUGAUGGCCGCAUCCCCUUCGCCCACGCCAUCUGGCACCUCUUUGUGGCCAUUGGAGCUGGCAUCCAUUACUAUGCCAUUUGGAGGUACCUCUACCGGCCCGAUGCACUGGAGGCCAAAACGUCCCGAUAGACGCCUUAAGGACACUUCACAUCAAUGGGGACAUGGAAGGGGAGCAGGGAGGGGAGCCUGGGCCAUGGGCUCACCCCGAAGCCACCUGCUGCCCCCUGCAUGUUUUUGAUUUUAAACAGAAUUUUCUUUUUUAACCUUGAGAACUGUUUAUUUUUUUAGGCGAUGUUUUCAUAACACGGUGACCACCUGAAGGGCUGCAGGCAAUAGGGGAGCUUCGCUCACCCUGCUAACCCCAAGCAUCCCACUGGGGCCGUGUCCCCACACUUCCUUGGCUGGUGACACCCUGGGGACCUGCAGCAAGCUCACAGCCGUCCCAGCCUGCGGAGGCAGAUUGGAGCCCCCUAAAAAAAGCCUGAGUGGAACGCUCAUUGGCACACCUGCUUGGUCCAUAAAUGGUCAGAAAUCAUUUCAGCAUCAGCCUUCCCCUCCCAUGCUCUUGACAGGAAGGUUCUGAAUCAACAAAGCCUUAUUUGCCAUUGAAACUUGAAUCUCUUCCAGCGUUCCCCAGACUCCAAAGCACCAGAAAACCCUUUCUCCAAACCAGUAUUAAGCACACAUCUCGGUGUGUUCCUCCUGGCUAGGCCCUCAGAGCCCUCCCGGCUGUUUUCUCCUGGGAUCUCUUGGUUUCCUUGCUGCUCUCAGUGUCUCCUGGCUGCAUCUGGGCUGUCCUGACCCUGGAGCUUGAAGUGCUCAGGCUCAGCCUUGGUUCCAUUAUGCCAGGAGAGGGCCCUCGUAGUGGCUCCACACAGCCGUGCCAUUUUGCAGCAAAUUACCAAAGAGAAGUUUCCCAGAUGCUCUUCCCCUCCUGACAUGGUGGCUGUGGUCUUCAUGUGGGCAAAAAAAAAACACCCUUUACCAUAGGCAGAGGGUUCCAAGAAGGAGCUGUGCCCUGCGUCCCAGCCUGGCACAGGGCUGCUGUAGCUCUGCCCUUGGUGUCCCAGGGCAGCCUUCAGCUCUCAGGGUGACAAGAGGUCUUGGGGACAGGAGGUGAUGGACCUGGUGAGGUCUCUGUCAUCACUUCUCCCAAGUCCCCAGGAUGCAGCCCUUGCUCUUUUGCCCAACACUUCUCAGCCUUGUGGGAGGGAGAAGAAGGAAGAACUGAGCACUGAGUGAUGGGCAGUUUGUGGGGUGAAUUUGGGGUCAGAAUAGAAGGUCCAAGACUGUGAGCUGCUGUUUUUGCUAUCUGGCAAAUAAUUACUCCGUGCCUCAGUUUCCCCAGCUGUAAAUUGGGGGUGCAGACAGUGACCAACCUCACAGGGCUCAGUUUGGGCUCCGUGGAGCACCUGGAGGAUGGCUGGUCAUUCACAGACAGCGUGCUCCAUCUGUCACUGAGUUUGUCACCAGUGGCACAUGGUGGCACUGGGUUGAGUGCACCCAGCUCUCCUCCCACAGCGAAGCACACCAAGGAUCAGCCCCAUUGCAACAUCCCCCGGCAGAGGCUGCCUGGGGGGUUUUGUCCCUGGGCUUUGUCCCACACCAUUAAUCUCAGAAGCGUGCUGGGGACGUGCAGCCCAGAAGGACCUUUCUGAGGCCACCACAGAGCACAUUGAGGACAUUACCACUUGCCUAUCCCCACGCUGAGCCUCUCCUUUAUGUGCCCUUUCCUUGUACAGCGGGGCAGGAUGCACAACAUGCUAUCUGUUCGUCAGCCUAUUUUGUACUAAUUUUAAACAAUUCAUAACGUCUGUGAAGGAGCUCCCUUUUUAGCAUCUUGUAUUUUUCACCAUCCGUUCUUGGUCAAGCAGUAUUUUAUAUUUAACACAGUACUGGAUCAAAUUAAAAGCAAGCCUAAGGAAGAUAACACUAGCAAAUGUUGUUUCCUGUGGAGUAGGGUUGAAAUAAAAACUCAAGA
Messenger RNA from Meleagris gallopavo (turkey), 2943 nucleotides. It is a transcript of the gene MMD2, whose product is annotated as monocyte to macrophage differentiation associated 2. NCBI's taxonomy places the organism in Eukaryota, Metazoa, Chordata, Aves, Galliformes, Phasianidae. Gene Ontology annotation, cellular component: membrane. The record is from RefSeq and is a predicted model, not a curated record. Gene Ontology annotation, molecular function: pore-forming activity.